UGAAUGCAUACACCUCACCCACUGCAGGGUAACAAAAACAUGUGCCAACCGGCAUCAAACAUCAACAUCACCUCAGCUACAACACGCCUACAAUCAAAUCAAUUGAGCAUUCAGUCUGGGUUCUCGCACUUAUACAAACCCCCAACCAACACAAACAUCCCCGUCAAUUUCAUCUCAUCUCAUCUCAUCUCCUCCACAAUCCAUCCAAUCCAUCCCAACGCCCAUCCCAUCUAAACGAGCCCGCCAAGUUCCAACACACACACAACCCCUGCCUCAUACACUCGCCUAAAAAAGCAAAUCCAAACCUUGAACCCCCAAACAAACACCACAGCAUCUUUCUCAGUCAAAAAGAAGAAAAGAAACUGCAAAUCUCGCCUAACCCCGCGCCCGCAACCCGCCACAUAAUACUACAUGCAAGGGCAAAACCCAAAAGCCAAAAAAAGAAAAGAAAACCUCCCUUGCAGCACCACACACAUCCCCAUCCUCAACUGUCUUACAUUCGUAACCACAUACAUCCCCCAUCCCGAGCGGUUCCGAAACGAAAAAAAAAAAAAAAA
Messenger RNA from Trichoderma harzianum CBS 226.95, 557 nucleotides. RefSeq lists its product as hypothetical. The transcript has a single exon. The record is from RefSeq and is a predicted model, not a curated record. NCBI's taxonomy places the organism in Eukaryota, Fungi, Ascomycota, Sordariomycetes, Hypocreales, Hypocreaceae. The coding region runs from base 40 to 234 and encodes 64 amino acids.